GCGACCUAGCGGGCGGUCGAGAAGAGCGCUGACCGGUCACCGGUUGUGAGCACGAUGAGACCCGGAGAGGAGAGGCCGGUGGAGGGGGGCGCCUGCGCCGCCGUCUUCGAGGUGGAGCUGCUGAAGCUGCGCGCGGCGGAGUGCAUCGACGAGGCGGCCGAGCGCCUGGGGGCCCUGAGCCGCGCGAUCUGGAGCGAGCCCGAGCUGGCCUACGAGGAGCACCAUGCCCACGACGUGCUGACGCGGUUCUUCCAGAGCGAGCGCCCGGCCGCGUCGUGGGCGGUGCAGCCGCACUACCAGCUGGUCACGGCCUUCCGUGCUGAGUGGGGGCCGCCGCGGGGCUGGGCGGCGCCGCGCCCGCUGCACCUGGGCUUCCUCUGCGAGUAUGACGCGCUGCCAGGCAUCGGGCACGCCUGCGGCCACAACCUGAUCGCCGAGGUCGGGGCGGCGGCCGCGCUGGGCGUCAAGGGGGCCCUGGAGAGCCUCCCUGGGCCGCCUUUGCCAGUGAAGGUAAUUGUUCUGGGAACCCCUGCAGAAGAAGAUGGUGGUGGCAAAAUUGAUUUAAUCGAAGCAGGGGCUUUUAAAAAUCUUGAUGUUGUUUUUAUGGCCCAUCCAUCUCAAGAGAAUGCUGCUUAUCUACCUGAUGUGGCUGAACAUGAUGUAACUGUGAAGUACUAUGGAAAAGCGUCUCAUGCUGCUGCUUAUCCCUGGGAAGGACUAAAUGCAUUAGAUGCUGCUGUCCUCGCCUACAACAAUCUGUCUGUGUUAAGACAACAAAUGAAACCUACCUGGAGAGUUCAUGGUAUAAUAAAAAAUGGUGGUGUAAAACCCAAUAUCAUUCCCUCUUAUUCUGAACUAAUCUAUUACUUCCGUGCACCCUCAAUGAAAGAACUUCCAGUUUUGACCAAAAAGGCAGAAGAUUGCUUCAGAGCUGCAGCUUUGGCUACUGGGUGCACAGUAGAAAUUAAAGGUGGAGCACAUGAUUAUUACAAUGUUCUUCCCAAUAAGAGCCUGUGGAAAGCUUAUAUUGAAAAUGGAAAAAAGCUGGGAAUGGACUUCAUUUCAGAAGAUGCAAUGUUGAAUGGCCCUUCAGGAUCUACUGAUUUUGGAAAUGUUACUUUUGUGGUUCCUGGGAUUCAUCCAUAUUUUUACAUUGGCUCUAAUGCCUUGAAUCAUACAGAACAAUAUACUGAAGCUGCAGGAUCACAAGAAGCUCAGUUCUACACUUUGCGAACGGCCAAAGCUCUGGCAAUGACUGCAUUGGAUGUUAUUUUUAAACCAGAGCUGCUAGAAAGAAUCAGAGAGGACUUUAAAUUGAAACUUCAAGAAGAAGAGUUUUUAAAUACAGUAGAAUAAAAGGAAGAUUUAGGAGCCACUCACGGAUCAUGAAGAAGUGAUGAUUUUCUUCUUUAAUCUUUUUUAAUGAGGGAGGAGGGCAUGGCUUGUUUUUCAGUCUUAAGGGAGUCAUAUUCCCCUUACCUGAAAAGUGAGGACACGAUGUGGAGAAAACACAUUACCUCAUAUCUAGAGUGAAAAUUUCACAAAUCUGUAUAUGAUGGAAUUGUGACAUUUCAGGGCUGGUAUGUAAUGGCAUUUCAUAAACAACCUGGAUGACA
This is a messenger RNA of Delphinapterus leucas (beluga whale), 1616 nucleotides long. It is a transcript of the gene PM20D2, whose product is annotated as peptidase M20 domain containing 2. The record is from RefSeq and is a predicted model, not a curated record. Lineage: Eukaryota; Metazoa; Chordata; Mammalia; Artiodactyla; Monodontidae. Gene Ontology annotation, molecular function: dipeptidase activity.